GAAAUUGAUAAUUUAUCUUAUCUUGUUUAGAUUCUUCGUUGUACGAUUCUUUCAUCGCACAGACAUCGUGCUACCUCUGACACAUAAUUUGGCAUCGUAACAGUCGAGAAAUCAUUUUCACGGCAACCUAUAAGGCUCUGUUGUUUCUCGAGUUAUCUUGACCACUACGUACAGAUAUUCAUACCAAGUCAUGGCAUUUAUUCUCAUAAAGUCAUAUAUCACACAUUAUCACCAUGCCAUUAUGCGUAAAGUGUAAGAGGUUUCGCACUUGGAUCACUUCCAAGACUAUAAUCCAAGCUUCAAAGCCUCAGAAUCAGUCAAGCUGGCCCAUCUCAUGGAAUGGAUGGGAACCCCAUUUGCAUCAUCAUGAAAAUUUAGGAAGCCUCUAGCUUUUUGCUGAUAAGAGCUGCCGGUUAUGCCAGAUGUUGUUGAAAUUUCUGAACGGCGAUCAUUACUUGAAUCUGGAGUCCUGACGCAAGUUCUCACUAGAGAAUUCCCAUGAUUUGUAUUUUAGCUUCAAGCUUCUUCGUGGGCGAAAUGAAAUGGUGAUGUAUGGGGUGCUCUGUUUACAACUCUACGUGCAGGGAUAUAAACACAGAAUCUUGCCUUUAAAACAUCACCAAGCACCAGAUCCAUUGGCAUCAAGACAGCUAACAUGGCAAGAGAAUGGCUCAGAGAAUGUUCAGAAAAUCAUGAUGGAUGUCGCGUACGAUUCAACUCGAAGAGCCUCCCAUCGAGGCUGAUCGACGUUGGGCAUCCCGAUCAAAGUGGUGAUUUUAGUGUGUCACAUCUUAUAGACACCCAUGGAUCUUUGCCUUCCGACGUUAAAACUGGGAUGGAUUGGCAGUACGUCACUUUGAGCCGUUGCUGGGGUAAAUCGACGCACUUAUCAACUAAGAAAGAUACUUUGAAUGAAAGGAAACACGCAAUCCCGCUUAACAGUUUGAACAAGACAUAUGCAGACGCUGUACGCGUAACUAGAGAGGUACAAAUGCGAUAUUUGUGGAUCGAUUCGCUUUGUAUUAUUCAGGACUUCGAUGAAGAUUGGAUCGAAGAAUCGUCCAAAAUGUGCUUCGUCUACAAUAACGCUAAAUUCAACAUCGCCGCUGCGGCAGCGCUUGACGGAAAUAGCGGUUUCUUGCUCGAGAGAUUGAGUGUUAAACUUGGUCAUGUUAUUCGCACAGAGAAAAAGACAACGGAGAGGUCUUUGUGGAUUCAACCAUCUAUUAAAACCGGACAUGCAACGGGAGAAGAGGGUAUUUCUCUACCAUGUCCACUUUUUGGUAGGGCCUGGGUACUUCAAGAAAGUAUUUUGGCGGCUCGGACGCUUAUAUACUCACCUGUUGGUAUGCACUUCCGAUUUCGCAUGAGCCAAAGAUCUGACGAAGACCCAGCGAAAGAUGCAGGCAACCUUGAUAUCUUUGUUAGUAGUAAGCUAGCUACCUUUCCUUACCUAGCUCUGGAUAAAGGGCAACAACGAUUCUAUUCACCCCGAGAAAUAGACAUCUGGUAUCAACUAUUAGAAAUAUAUUCAGGAAAGCAAAUAUUGCACAGAAAAGACAAGCUCCCAGCAGUUUCUGGUUUGGCGUAUCAGCUCGGAUCAAUCAUAGGAGAUUCGUAUCUUGCAGGCCUUUGGGCCCGCGAUUUUCCACAAGCCUUAUUAUGCUGGCUGCCUUAUAGAGCUAGCUGUGGAUGUGUUCGUCGCUCCACGAUGACGGCUGACUCUAUAUAUGACGCCCCUUCAUGGUCAUGGGUAUCGUGUUGUACCCUCUUCAACUAUGCUCCAGCGGCUUUCAAGGGCACUGAACUGCUCACACAAGAUAUACCACUUGGUGAUUACUCUUUUCCAGGUUCCGAGAAUACAGAUAUUCUAUGGGAUGCAAUGUUGGUAGGCGCCCACAUAGACUUUGUUUCCAAUCGCUAUGGGCCAGUGAGAAGUGGAUCAGUCACUAUCAAAGGUCAUCUUCUCAAAAUUGAUAUUUCUUGCUUCGUAAGUCCAUUUCGAGAAAAUGUCGCAAUUUACAACGAGUUGGUAUUAGGGACGUUUUACGCCGAUGCAAAAUUGGACGUAAAAAAAAGUAUUGGGCUCUUCUAUUAGGAUAUGAGCGUCGCAAUACCACCUUAAAUUCUUGGAUUUCAGCGAAACAACAAACUUUGGUGCUAUUGAAACA
Molecule: messenger RNA, 2171 nt
Organism: Botrytis cinerea B05.10
Lineage: Eukaryota; Fungi; Ascomycota; Leotiomycetes; Helotiales; Sclerotiniaceae
Exons: 1
Coding region: 656-2098 (480 amino acids)
Source: RefSeq, a predicted model, not a curated record